AUUAGCAAAAUAUCUUAACUGAGUCUCUUAUUGAGGAUUUGAUCAGGAACCAAGAAGCAUGUAAAAUAAGAAACACGUGAAAUAAGAGUGCGUGGAAAUAUAUAAUUCAAUAUUGUUUGUGUAACAUGGCUCUGAAAAUGCAGGUGUCAAUUUUGGUUGUCCUUUGCAUUUUCCAAAUAUGUCACAUUUCUGCACAAAUAUUUCUUUCUCCGAUCGGAUCUCCAUGCACCUCAAGCGAGCAAUGUGUCUCAAACUCUGAUUGUGUUCAUUCCACAUGCACCUGCAAACCAGGAUUCACGGAGCUGUCUUCCCUCGAAUGUAAGAUGGACUAUGAAGGUAAAUGUUCAAAAGAAGCCGACUGCAACACCGCCAUGGGGCUGCACUGCAUCAACUCGAUCUGUCAAUGUUCCCAACUUCCCGGCCAAAAAGAAGAAUAUCUUUUCGAACUUGGAUCCUGCAUGAAUUCUUCGAUGCGAAUUAUGUACCAAGACGUUAUGACACUUAUAAACAGGACGGAAUUCGAACUGAUGCGUUUCACCACUCUCUUCAACGUUUACAUGAUCCAAGCAACCUCCACGUCAGGUCUGCAAGACUCGAACAAUGACCUCGACAGCCUCGUCCUCCCAAGCGACAUCAACCCCGUCGUGUACGAACGUCUGCAACAAUUGGAACAACAUCUUUUCGCGGAACAGAGCCCGAUUCCUGCCAUUGUCCCAGCUCCAACAUCGCCACCAAGUUCGACCAGCGCCCAACCGGACACCAGGGCACAGUUGGAAGCUCCGCAAACAACGGUACCAGUGGUUACGAUUCCAAACCUGUUGGACGGGUUAUUUACAAGGAAUGAAACUCCGAAUGACGCCACAAUUGUGCCACCAUCACCAGAAUCGCCACCACCAGCUUCCCCAAUUCUGCCAAAUCCUUUCCAAUUUCCCUCCACGGGAAAUCCCAACCUUAAUGGUGACGGGUUGACCUCAAUAAUUCCAAACUUUAUCAGAAUGUUUGCCCAAUUUCUUCCAUUCGUUCAGAGUUUUAAUAAUGUCCUCACUACGGCAAUUUUAAGACCUUUCCAAAGGAAUCAGCAGCAGCAGCAACAACAACCAGCCAGACCAUUUUUAGGAGGACUUUUUAACAGUUUGAGUACUCCGAUACUUCCACAAAUUCCAGGAGGGGGCGUGGACCAGGGGGGAGUGAACGUAAAUCAGGACAGGGUUCGCGCAAAUUUGUUGUCCCUGCCGUUCCGACUUCUUCAAGUUCCGGGAAGAAUUUUCAACUCUUUGUUCGGACCAAAUUCUGCCCUCGCCCAGUUGCGACAGCGACUUUUGCCAAAUGUGGAUUUUGAACAGAGAGCGUUCCGAUUCCUUCCUUGGCCACUGGGCUAAAAAAUCUAUAUACAACAAUAAAUAUACUUAGAUAAUAUAUAGAUUAAGUUUAGUUACUUUUUGACAAAUAAGCAAUCAAUCUUAUAAUUUCGUUCGUACAAAAUAAAAAGAGCUUUAUUAUGAAAAAUG
This is a messenger RNA of Folsomia candida, 1508 nucleotides long. RefSeq lists its product as uncharacterized. The transcript is spliced from 3 exons. The coding region runs from base 126 to 1379 and encodes 417 amino acids. The record is from RefSeq and is a predicted model, not a curated record. NCBI's taxonomy places the organism in Eukaryota, Metazoa, Arthropoda, Collembola, Entomobryomorpha, Isotomidae.